AUGGCUGGGCAGACUACACAUGUAGUUAUAAGUACAAGUUAUAAGGUAAAUCGGUAUCAUCUAGAUGCUCGUGAGUGGGUAAGUGUAACUAUGGAUGGACUCCCUUACCUUGUCAGCAUUCAAGUGAUUGAGAAUGUGCUAAUUUAUACAGAGUGUGGUGGGGAGGUGUUAAAGGAAAAUGUUGAAAAACAUUGUGUGGAGGUUCAUCAGGGACAGAGAUGUAAGUGCUUGCAAGAGUUUGGAUGGGUGGUGUUGAGAAUCGGAAAGUUGCACAUGGAAAUGAAUAUGGCAAGGCACUUUAUGGACAUGAACUGGGAUGUCUUUCUGAGUCAUCUGGCUAGUGAAUUGGGCUUUGUGUCAGAGGCUGCUCAGAAAUAUGUGAGAAAGGGGUCAGACCACCACAAAACAAUGUUUGUUUUGAAAGUGGCUCAUCUGGGCCUGUGGCAAGAAAUGCUCAUCCCAUAUGUUCGUGAAAGGCUCAGUGAAGGAUUAUCUGUAUCAGUUGAUGAUUACCCUUACAACUGGCUACCAGAAAAUGGCAAAAAAGAUCCAACAUAUUUCUAUAUGUUUGAAAUGACGUGGACUUACCUGAUGGGGCUGCAAGUGUUCCGCAUGGGUGUCAGAAGGAACAAUGCAAACUAUGUUAAAGCAGGCCAGGUGGUUUUUGCACCCAUUUUUCAACGCAGCAGUGCCUCCAAAUAUGCUCUAAUUGAUUUGCAUGACAGGUAUUUACAAAAUCCUAGUUUGGUAUUAUCAGCCUUUUAAUUGUCAGUCCUUUAACGUAAAGAAAGCUUGAAGCCAAGUCACAUUGGUCAUUGUCUUCUUUUUAAUUGGCUGAGGAGAAGGGGAAAGUAUUUGUAGCCAACUAAUCACAUGUUUUUUUAUAGAGUAUUGAUUUCUUGAAAAAGUCUUGAAAUUUGCCCACCAAUUUUCCAGACCUAGGAAAAUUUCUGUAAAGUAGAAUAAUGGAUACUAUUAUUUUCAGUUCUUCAAAAAAUGUUUUAUGGGUGGAAUUUCUCCCGUUUUGGUCAAAUCUGCAUGUGCAAGAUUUGCAUUUAAUUACCCUGAGUAUAGAAAAAGAAAUUCCUGUUUUUGAAAUUUGUCUUGAAUUUUGGAAUGAAAAAAAUCUAUACAAACCCUGUAAUCAGAAAGGUCAAUGCAAGUGUUCUUUACUUAAAUGUAGAAACGAAACGUACACAGAAAGCGAUUUCAUAUUUUUCAGAUUGAACAGAGAAUCUUACCCUGAAGAACUGAGGCGAUUUAUAGAAAGAACAGAAUCUGUUAGUACAUCUGGUAAUCCAAGCAAAGGAGAGCACAUGGAUGCCUGUUUAGAGGAAGUAAACAAGGAGUCAAAGACAUGGCAGCAUGGCACCAUGACUGCAAUGGACUGGUUGCGGAUUUUCAGAAAUCUGGAAAAUCUUACUCAGGUAAAUUGUUGA
This is a messenger RNA of Porites lobata, 1439 nucleotides long. NCBI's taxonomy places the organism in Eukaryota, Metazoa, Cnidaria, Anthozoa, Scleractinia, Poritidae. The record is from the annotation of a GenBank genome assembly.